Molecule: messenger RNA, 1886 nt
Organism: Polyodon spathula (Mississippi paddlefish)
Lineage: Eukaryota; Metazoa; Chordata; Actinopteri; Acipenseriformes; Polyodontidae
Gene: atg101
Product: autophagy related 101
Exons: 2
Coding region: 257-913 (218 amino acids)
Biological process (GO): autophagosome assembly; autophagy
Cellular component (GO): phagophore assembly site
Source: RefSeq, a predicted model, not a curated record
AAACGACGGGCCGCUCUGAUCAUUGGAGGCGCUUAACCGAUUGCAUUCUUGAUAAGAUUAUUACAGAGGCAGACGCUAGAGUAUUAAACAAAGUCUGGUUAGAAUUAUUGGUAGCUGUCUUAAUUUUUUUUGGACGAUCGUAGGAUUAAAAAAUUAAAUAAAAAAGGUGAACACGCGUUUUGCUUGUCCCUUUUGUUCAGCGCAAUCUCGGCAUCUGAUCUGGGCAAGAAGGCCUGCGUACCGGGGUGGGGUCGCGAUGAACUGCCGCUCGGAGGUGCUGGAGGUGUCGCUGGAGAGUCGGCAGGUGGACGAGGCGAUGCUGGCUCUGCUCCACACGAUCCUCUUGCACCGCAGCACCGGCAAAUUCCACUACAAGAAAGAGGGGACCUACUCCAUCGGCACCGUGGGGAGCCAGGACACCGACUGCGACUACAUCGACUUCUCCUUCGUGAGGGUCUCGUCCGAGGAGCUCGACAGGGCGAUGAGGAAAUCGGUUGGGGAAUUCAAGGAUGCAUUAUGCAACUCUGGCAGUGACGGUGUGGGGCAGAUAUCUCUGGAGUUCUACCAGAAGAAGAAGUCCCGCUGGCCCUUCUCGGAUGAGUGCAUUCCCUGGGAGGUGUGGAGCAUCAAGGUGAACGUUGUUAGCCUGGCCAACGAGCAGGAGAGGCAAAUUUGCCGGGAGAAGGUGGGUGAGAAGCUGGGGGAGAAGGUCAUCAACAUCGUGGAGGUGAUCAACAGGCACGAGUACCUGCCCAAGAUGCCCACGCAGUCGGAGGUGGACAACGUGUUUGACACCAGCCUGAAGGACGUGCAGCCCUACCUGUACAAGAUCACUUACCAGAUCACAGACUCGCUGGGAACCUCCGUGAGCACCACCAUGAGGAGGCUUAUUAAAGACACGCUGGCUUUGUGAGGAGCACUGAGCCCUGAGCAGACCGGCAGCUGCUGCUGAGUUUAAACACAGACAGCCUGUGUGCUUUCUAACUGCUUUUCAGAACCUGCCUUAUUAUUAUAAAAAUAAAAACCCAUUUCACCAAGUAAUGCAGUGUACAGGAGCUGGGAUUUCAAUGGCCUUUUUCAUUUGUUCCGGUGAAUUGGAUUGGAUUUAGUUUUGUAAUGUCUCCAUUUACUUUCAGGAGAGGCAGAUGCAAACUUCAGAAUCUCUAAAUGCGUUUCCUUACUGACCUUCAUAACUAAUGGAAAUGUUUCUAGGUUACCAGAUUCCCUCGAGUCAAAUUAGCAUCCACAAAAUGCCAGAAUUCAGUUCUUGUCGCUUUGCCAAGGCCUGAGUCAUUUCAUCACAUGACGCUAAAACAGUUAUAAAAAUAUCACUGUGGUCCAUAGCAACCAGUUAUUUUGCAAUGUGUUUGUUCGUGUGUGCAAAUGUGGCGUUCUCGUGAUCCGCAGUUUAUGGUAGCUGUCCCCAGGUGGCAGUAUUUACCACUUCCUAGUUCUCCUGUUCUUUGUGGAGGUGAGGUCCACCUCUAAGCUUAGCCAGGGUUCCUAGCAGUUGUGUACUGAGAUGGUAUUCACUGUCUUGAGAUGCAACAGCACAUCUGCGAGACUCGUGACCCGAGCAACACACAAGCUUAUUUUAGCUUAUUUUACUGAAAACCGUGCUUGUGUUGUUUUAUAUCCCUGCAUAGAUCCUUUCUGAUCCUGUGUUCUGCAGUGACCAGCAUGACUUCACAGAGUAUCUUACAGAAGCACUGCAUUGAAUGAGAGGGUUAGGAGAGCCAGACCCUAAAUUUGAAAAUAACAUUGUCAUCUUUUGGGGUUCAUGAUUAUUAAUGAUUAUGAUUGAAUGUAGUAUAACACUACAAUACUGUUUAAGAUGUGUAUCAGACAAUAUUUAUAAAGUUACAAAAUAAAUUUAGUAGAACCCA